This is a messenger RNA of Dermatophagoides farinae (American house dust mite), 1287 nucleotides long. Its product is annotated as SWI/SNF-related matrix-associated actin-dependent regulator of chromatin subfamily E member 1. The record is from RefSeq and is a predicted model, not a curated record. Gene Ontology annotation, molecular function: nuclear receptor binding; nucleosomal DNA binding. Gene Ontology annotation, biological process: negative regulation of DNA-templated transcription. Gene Ontology annotation, cellular component: SWI/SNF complex. Lineage: Eukaryota; Metazoa; Arthropoda; Arachnida; Sarcoptiformes; Pyroglyphidae.
GAUUCAUAUGAUCCAUUGGAACAAUAAUGAGUGUCUCUGAUUCAUGCUUGCAUUCAACAUUCGGUUAUUUGAACGAAAAACUGAUGUUUUUUUUCUUGUAAAACUCAAUAUUAAUUUUGUUCAAUUUUUUUUGUCAUCAUCCAUGUUUAUUAUAAUUCUCAGGUUUCAUUUUGUUGGAUAAAUUUUUUGUUAUUAUUGUUCACCAUUUAUCGAUUCACGAUUGUCAUUCGAAAACAAUGAGUGUAAAUCCAUUUAUGCCUUCCACACAUGGCCAUCCAAAUUUUAAUCCAACCAAAAGUGUUUCAACAAAAAACUUUUCAUUUGAUAUGCCACGAACUACGAAACAACCAAAACCACCGGAUAAGCCAUUAAUACCAUAUAUGCGUUAUAGUAAAAAAGUUUGGGAUGAUGUAAAAGCACAAUUUCCUGAUUUAAAAGUAUGGGAAAUCAGCAAAAUUGUUGGACAAAUGUGGCGUGAUCUUGAUGAGAAUGAAAAACAGAAAUAUAUUGAUGAAUUUGAGGUGGAAAAAAUUGAAUAUAAUGAAUUAUUGAAACAAUAUCAUGAUUCUCCCGCAUAUCUAUCAUGGAUUGCAUCAUUGAAAACCAAAGAAAACGAAGACCGUGAAGGUAUAAUGAUGAUGAUGAAUAAAAAGCGAGAUAAACGAUCUCAUAAUAGUAAUAGUAAUCAAUCACACAAUUCUCCACAACGAUCGGAUGGACGCUUCAGUGUGCAACCAAUGGAUGGUAGUGAUGAAAAUGAUGAAUAUUUCUCGGCCAAACAUUUAGCCGCUGCGCGUUAUUAUCGUAAUAAUAAACUUGUCAAUGACAUAUUCACUGAGACUAUUGUGCCGGAAAGUCGUCAUGCAUUCGAUGUUAAAGUACAGGUAUUACGUCGUCAAGUUGAUUCGCUAACAGUUUAUCAGAAAAAAAUGAUGGAUGAAUUACAACAAAUCGAGGAAAGAUUUCAGCAGAAAAAACAUUCAUUAAUAGAAUCAAGCGAAAAAUUUCAGAAUGAAAUGAAUAAGCGUUUUGCACCGAAUGAUUUGGAUUCAACAUUAAAAGAUCAUUAUCGUCGUACAUUGAUUAAAACGAUGGAAAUAAUGAAAGGUGAACAACAUCAUCGACAACAACAACAACAACCAUCGCAACAGCAAAAUAAUAUAAAUGGUGUUGAUGACAAUAAAUCUAAUGAAAAUCAGCAAGAAAAUACUGACAACAACAACAACAAAUGAUGAUUCACAAAAUUGACAUGUGAAUUUGUUAUGAUGAUUAUCCAAAUUCGAUGAA